ACUAUUCUCAUGGCGAGGAGAAGUUCUGUUUGAUCAAAAUUGUUAGGUGGUAAAAGUCUACUAAAAUGUUGAAGUUUCUACUUCUUGUUAACAAGCAAGGACAUACACGUGUUUCACAAUACUACGAGCACUUGGAUCUGGAAGAAAGAACGAAUAUUGAAGCUGAAAUAACGCGGAAAUGUUUGGCAAGGAGUGACGACCAGUGUCCUUUUAUGGAAUUCAAGAAUUUCAAAGUUGUCUACAGGAGAUAUGCUUCACUACUCUUCAUAGUUGGCGUGGAUUCUGAUGAGAAUGAGUUGUCAAUACUUGAGUUCAUUCAUAACUUCGUAGAAACUCUGGAUCGGUAUUUUUCAAAUGUGUGUGAAUUGGAUAUUAUGUUCAACCUGGAUAAAGUGCAUAUGAUCUUGGAUGAAAUGAUCGUAAAUGGAGAGAUAUUGGAGACAAAUAAGAAUAGAAUACUUGCACCUGUUUCUGUAUUGGACACUGCAAAUAGCUGAUAUAUUGGGAUUGGAACAUUCAAUGGACAUUUACUUACAUUUUUGUUUAAACCUUGCUUAAGAUUGUGUCCAACCUGUACAACAAGGGCAUUACCUUGGAUGAAAUGGUCUUAGAUUGAGGGCAAAUGGAUAGGGGUCCUGAAAACUAGCAAUGAAGACAUAAAAACCAUUUUAGUUUUCAUGCUUAACAUCUAUAAUGUUCUCUCCAUGGUCAACCAUCUAAGCAAUCCAGGAAGCUUUAAUUUUGCAAUUAUCCUGCCAUUAUAUAAGAAUUCAUGAAUUGCACGUUUAUUGAGUUUAACAAUCUUUCCUUUUCGAACACUCUUUCCAUGAGUUUAAUAUGAUAGUUGUCUUAAUUUGAAGGAAUUGUGCUUAUUCAGAGAUGUAAAAGACUUCAUUUUGCAGUUUGCCAAAAAUCCUGAGAAGUUAAUUGUGGUCCAGUUGUUAUCUCUUCAGAAUUUCAGAUAUGAAUCAUGUAAAUAGGCCACUCUUUGCAGUAGUGUGACAGAGUCACAUGGAUACUUCUAUAAUUGUUUUAGACUUGUUCCACCAGCUGCCUAAAUUAAAUAACCGCAUGCAAAUGGAGUACAUAUUGUAUAUAGUUUAAUGAUCUUAAAUUUUAAUAAAGUUUUGCUAUUGCAGCUCA
Messenger RNA from Stylophora pistillata, 1143 nucleotides. RefSeq names its product AP-4 complex subunit sigma-1. Gene Ontology annotation, biological process: protein transport. Lineage: Eukaryota; Metazoa; Cnidaria; Anthozoa; Scleractinia; Pocilloporidae. The record is from RefSeq and is a predicted model, not a curated record.